ACGCUGGAACCAGAACGGAGCCGGUCUGAACCAAACCCGCAAGAGUUCUUCAAGUCCCCGCCUCUUUUCCCAUCAACGAUCUCAGAUUCCUCAGAUCCCGAUCUAUUUCAAUCAACCUCAGACUCAACGAUCUGCUAGGGUUUCAUCAAGCUAAUUCCGUCAUUAUCUGGACCCGAAUGCGGUGAUUGUAGAAGAAAUCCUCGAAGAUGCAGCGGAUUCCUACGACGAUCGAGGAGCAGCUGAUCUUGAAGUCGAUCAAAGAGGAAUGCCCUUGGGAUAAUCUCCCCAAGCGCCUCCAAUCCACGCUCUCCAACAAGGACGAGUGGCAUCGGAGGGUCAUAGAUCACUGCAUCAGAAAAAGAUUACAAUGGAAUAUUUGUUUUGCACGUAAAGUGUGUAAAGAAGGAGAAUAUUAUGAAGAUAUGAUGCGCUAUUUGCGUAAGAAUCUUGCUCUAUUUCCAUAUCACCUUGCGGAAUAUGUUUGCCGAGUAAUGAGAUUAUCUCCCUUCAGAUAUUACUGUGAUAUGAUCUUUGAAGUUAUGAAAAAUGAGCAACCAUAUGAUAGCAUCCCAAAUUUUAGUGCUGCCGAUGCCUUAAGGCUUACAGGGAUUGGACGAAAUGAGUUUAUUGAUAUAAUGAACAAGUGUAGAUCAAAGAAAAUAAUGUGGAAGCUGAACAAGUCAAUUGCGAAGGAAUUGUUGCCCACACAACCUGCUGACUUUACAAUUGAACCAUGGUGGGGAGUUUGCCUUGUUAACUUUACAUUGGAAGAGUUUAAGAAACUGACAGAAGAAGAAAUGGCAACGAUAGACAAAAUUUGCAAGGAAGAAGCAAAUGCAUUUGUUCUCUUUGAUCCUAAUGUUGUAAGAGGCCUCCACCGCAGGGGGCUAGUAUACUUUGAUGUCCCUGUGUACCCUGAUGACCGUUUCAAAGUUUCCAGGCUUGAAGGGUUUGUCUCCAACAGGGAGCAGUCUUAUGAAGAUCCUAUUGAAGAGUUAUUGUAUGCCGUAUUUGUUGUCUCAAGUGAAAAUUCCACUGUUGCCGAAUUGGCUGCAACAUUACAGGCAGACCUUUCUCAGCUGCAGGCUGCUGCAUCAUUUUCUUGCCGAUUGGGCUGGGCUGUGAAGCUUAUUGAUCCAGAAUCUAUUCUCCAGGAUUCUGCCAUUCCUGGAUCUCCUAGUAGUAUACUCAGUGAUGAUGAAGAUGUGUCCAAUGCUAGUACCAGCUCUUCUCAACAAGUUCAUAGUAAAAAGAAAGACGAUAGACUACAAUCUGGGAUUGCUCAUGUUGCUUUUGUGGUGGAUGCUAACAUAACAUCCUAUCUGAUGAUGGGUUCCCUUUCUCCCGGUUUAAAAGCACAUGCUGUAACACUAUAUGAAGCAGGAAAACUUGGUGAUUCAAGUAUUGCAGAACUUUGCAAGGAUCUGAGUACGCUAGAAGGGAAGAAAUUUGAGGGUGAAUUACAAGAAUUUGCAAACCAUGCAUAUAGUCUUCGAUGUAUCUUAGAGUGCUUGCAGUCGGGCGGGGUUGCUACUAAUGAAAUAGUUGAUAAAGUUAGUGAUCAAAUUGAAAGACAAGGUUCAUUAGAUGGUGUUACUUCCCUUGUAGCUGGUACCAGUAUAUCUGAGGAAUUCAGUGGUUCAGAAGAAAGUAAAGCACAGGCUUCCUUCAAUGAUGAACUCUCUGAUAAUGUCAAUGCUGAACUUCCUGAAAUUAAUUCAUUUCCAGACGAACAAGAUGGCGGCACAAGCACAGCUCUUAAGUCAUUUUCAACUAUUACCGAUGAAAAUAGUAUUCUUGUACGAAAUGACGAUCUUAUUCUUGAGCAAAGUACCACGCCUUUAGAUGGUCCAACCGGUGAAAGAGGCAUUUUAAAGAAAAGAAGGAAGUAUCGUGUAGAUAUUCUUCGUUGUGAAAGCUUAGCUGCUCUAGCACCAGCCACACUAGAGCGGCUAUUCCUCAGGGAUUAUGAUAUCAUUGUCUCUAUGGUUCCCCUUCCUUCUUCAUCUGUCAUACCGGGCCCAAAAGGUCCCAUACAUUUCGGUCCACCUUCCUAUUCGUCAAUGACGCCAUGGAUGAAGCUAGUUUUAUAUAUGGCAACUGGUAACGGACCGCUAUCAGUUGUUUUAAUGAAAGGACAGUGUUUGCGGUUGCUUCCUGCACCCUUAAUGGGUUGUGAAAAGGCACUGAUAUGGUCUUGGGAUGGUUCUGUAGUAGGAGGACUAGGAGGCAAGUUUGAAGGGAAUUUAGUAAACGGAAGUGUGCUCUUACACUGUUUAAAUUCAAUUCUCAAGUACUCAGCUGUGCUUGUACAGCCUCUGAGUAGAUAUGAUCUCAAUGAAUCUGGAGGGAUUGCUACCAUGGAUAUUGCAUUACCUCUUAAGAAUUUUGAUGGUUCAGAUGCUGAUUUAGGAGAAGAGAUGGGCCUAUGCCUGGAAAAAUGCGCAAAUUUGGAAUCAUUACUGAAGGAUCUUUCAAGCAGAAAUGAAUUAUCCACAGUAGGUUAUAUCCGCAUUUUAAGGCUCCAGAAAGAAAGGGAGUCUGACCUGUUUCUUCCUGAUAAUGAGAAGUAUGAAUGGGUUCCAUUAAGUGUAGAAUUUGGGAUCCCACUCUUCAGUCCAAACUUAUGUAAGAGGAUUUGUGAAAGAGUUGUUGCAUCACAGCUACUUCAGACAGAUUUUCUUACUGAGCAUCAUGAUGCUAUGCAAAGUCUCAGAAGAAAGUUGCAUGAGAUCUGCUCUGAAUACCAAGCAACAGGUCCUACUGCAAAGCUUUUUUACCAGAGAGAACAGGCAAAAGAGUCACCUCGUCAUUUGAUUAAUUAUGCUAGUGGAAGGUGGAGUCCCCUUCUGGACCCAUCCACACCAAUAUCUGGAGGCUCUAAUGAACACCAGAGGCUCAAGCUUGCUAAUCGGCAGCGAUCCCGAACUGAAGUUCUAAGUUUCGAUGGAAAUAUUCUCAGGUCGUAUGCACUCACCCCUGUGUAUGAAGCUGCAACAAGACCUUUUGAGGAUUUACCUUCAUCAACUACAACCAAACCUGUCUCAGAUGAUGCAGAUAGCAAAGAAGUAGUCCUGCCAGGGAUUAAUCUGCUAUUUGAUGGAUCACAGUUGCUUCCAUUUGAUAUAAGUGCUUGCUUGCAGGCUCGUCAACCCAUUUUAUUGAUAGCGGAGGCAUCGGCUGCAUCUUCAACAUUGCAGAGUAAAUAAAGCUUUGUGAUAAAGACAUUUGUUUAUUCUAUGAGAUGGUUAGACUGAUACUUGCGGAUAUUCUUUGCUGUGUGGUUGGCAUCAUGUUAUGCUGGUUUCUUGUUAGCAUCUUUGGUAGAUCCUGGAAGAAUUUUUGUUAUGAAAGUUUCCAUGAUCUAUUCUCAAGGAUUUGCUAAAUACCAAGCAGCUGCAGGAUUAUUAUUGG
Molecule: messenger RNA, 3414 nt
Organism: Asparagus officinalis (garden asparagus)
Lineage: Eukaryota; Viridiplantae; Streptophyta; Magnoliopsida; Asparagales; Asparagaceae
Product: protein FAM91A1
Exons: 10
Coding region: 207-3209 (1000 amino acids)
Source: RefSeq, a predicted model, not a curated record